UUGGAGGGAAACCACCAAAACCCCCAAAACCCUUCCCCCAUUUCCUUCCCCGAUCAAACAGCCGCCAAAAAUCGAAUUUCCUUCGAGAAGGAUGAGGCGCCGGAACCUAGUUGUCCAUUCCGAUUCCGACGAGGACGACGGCGAGGGCACGCCCACCGCCACCCCCGCCUCCGCUUCGGCCUCCGUCGCCGGCGGCGGCGGCAGCGGAAGCGUCGGCCGGCCCUCGCCCUCCUCAAACCCUAGCCCCCUCCCGGUCCCCAUCCCUUCCCUCUCGCAGCCCUUCGAUCCCGUCGUGAUCUCCGACGACGAUGCGGAGGAGGAGGUCGACGAGAUUGUGGACUCCGACGGGGACUUCCCCAUCGUCGACGCCCCCGAGGUUAUCUCCCCGCCGCCGCCGCCGCCGCCACCUCCCGCCCCCGCUCCCUCUCCCCCUCCUACCGCUACCCCGUUCCGGACCCCAACCCCAACCCCGCCUCCUCCCGCCCCCGCCCCCGCCCCCGCUCCCGCUCCCCCUCCUACCACUACCCCGUUCCGGACCCCAACUCCGACCCCACCUCCGCCGCGGACCCCAAUCCCGACUCCGCCUCCUCCCAUGCCCGCUCCGGGCACCUCUCCUACCACUACCUCGUUCCGGACCCCAACUCCGACUCCACCUCUGGGGCGGAUGCCGCCUUCAACAGCGCCUCCGCACCCGAGCCCGCCGCCGUCGGCGCUGAGCGGGCGGCUGCACCCGGUGUACGAGCUCCUGCGGGGGCUCGGGCUGCGGCUCCGGCCGGAGUGGCUCGAGUCCUGCGCGGCGGGCAUUCCCGGCUUCGACGGCCUCUGCGCGGAGGCGCAGGCCAGGCGGUGCUUCGAGCAGUUCCUCUUCGCCGACAUGAACGCCUGCGGGGCUGGGGUCCUCCCGGAGGGUGUUGGGAGCAUGCACGCCGCCGUCCUCGAUGGCCCCUUCGUGCUCCAGGUUGAUGAAAUUGUCAACAUGUCAGCUCCUUUGAAGGAAAGAUAUCGUGAUGCACAUGCGGGGCCAAAACGAUGCUUAAAACUGUCAAUGACAGAUGGCAUCCAACGCAUAUUUGGAAUGGAAUACAGGCCUAUCAAAGACCUGGCAGUUCUAGCUCCUGCUGGACUAAAGAUUAUUAUAAGGAAUGUGCACAUAAGGAGGGGGCUUCUUGUGUUAGUUCCCGAGGUUAUUGAUAUUCUUGGGGGCAUAGCUGAUGAAUUGGAAGCAGCGCGUGAUAGACUUGUGUCUGAAGUAAACAAACCACCUCGUGGGAAAAGGAAGCAAGGUGGGUUACCAUUGUCUUCAAGAGCCAUUCUAACUGCCUGGCCAUGUAGUACCAAUGUUACAAAUGGUGGGCAAGGGAUCUCAAUGCCUGGAGCAGUUAAUUCUUCUCAUCCAACAGGAUUUGGUACUAUAAGGCCAUGUACCAAUGUGACGAAUGGUGGUGAGCAAGGGAUCUCAAUGCCAAGAGCAGUUAAUUCCUCUCAUCCAACAGGAUUAGGUAUUGGUAGAAGUACAGAAACUGUGGUUGAAGAGCAUGUUAGCCCUCCUGUAGUAGUUAACACUGUCCAAGAGCAAAUCCAGGGUGUCCAAGACAUUAACAUGGAGGAUCCAUCUACUUAUGAUACCAGGAAAAAUACAGAAACUUCUGCACAUACUGCCCAUGAAUAUAAUCGCACUCAUAUAAAUGAAACAAGUACACAGACUAUCAUAGAAGAAUGUGUUGUCCCUCCUAUUAGAGCAAACAAUGCCCAUGAACAAAUACGUUUGAUUAAUGGAUCAACAACCAAACCACAAGAUAUCACCAUGCAGGAAUAGGUCUCUGGUAUGACCGCAUCAGCUGUGUCUACCCCUUUUGGGUAUGAUUCCCGACAUGGGUCACAUGUUGAUUAUGGCACUGCUGCUAAUGAUGUGGAGACUGCACUGUCUCCAAAUGUUGACAGGAUUAAUCAUAUGGAAUAUUCUUUCAUUCUAAGUGGUGAAAAUGAAAAACCAUUUACAUACAUUUGCAGCCUGCUUGAUGACUGGGGUAGACAACAGGAUACAAAACCCUACAUUCAAGGAAAAAUCAAGGGUCUGAUCACUUCUGUCAAAAGUUUCCAAUAUAGACAACGUACCAAAUAUGAGCUUUAUGUAUAUAUAGAUGAUGGGAGUUUUAUUUCGGAGGCCAUUGUUGACCAUGAUAUUGUGAAGAACAUGCUUGGUCUUUCUCCUGGAGAGGUCACUGCAGCUCUUGCUGGUGAAUUCGAGUUAGCAUCAGCCAGUGAAGUAAAAGAAACUAUGAGAGGGUUUCAGAGUUUUUUGGUGAAAUUUGAGGGUAUGAUGCUUAUUGAGUGCAACAAAGACUUUUCUAUUCCUAUCGUACGUGAGUUCAAUGAAGGUUGUUCAAGUUCUAAUACAUGGCUUCUGCUCAGAAGGCUGAAAACAUUUUCAUCUCAAAGAAACAUGCAAAGUCUGGAUGCUAUGGAUACCACUCCAUGAUAAUUUUUAUCCUUAUAUGAUUGCUGAUGAUGCAUACACAUAUAUUGCUACCCUAUUGAUGAACUAGGCCAUUGGCCAUGUGCAUCUGUGAAGUAUCAGUACUUAGGUUCAGGCUUCAGACACCCGUUGGCUUCUUGUAUAUCUUAGUGUAAUUAUCCUUUCUAUGUGUUGGUCCUCGUGCUUUAUUCUGAGCAUUUUAAUCCACACUGAUUCACGUCACUUGAUAUCAUA
Panicum virgatum (switchgrass) is the source of this 2710-nucleotide messenger RNA. RefSeq names its product recQ-mediated genome instability protein 1-like. Gene Ontology annotation, cellular component: nuclear body; RecQ family helicase-topoisomerase III complex. The transcript has 8 exons. The coding region runs from base 92 to 1816 and encodes 574 amino acids. Gene Ontology annotation, biological process: double-strand break repair via homologous recombination; resolution of meiotic recombination intermediates. Lineage: Eukaryota; Viridiplantae; Streptophyta; Magnoliopsida; Poales; Poaceae. The record is from RefSeq and is a predicted model, not a curated record.